AUGGCUCCAACGUUACAACAGUGCCUCGUCUGCUUUAACCCCUAUAGAAGCACUCCAGACGGAAAGUUAUGUCGGCACGGAGGUAAAGUGAAAAGACAGGAAUGCUCGGGGUCCCGGAAAAAAGUUGAUCCAUCGGGCGCGAGGGCUGCUUCGCCUCUCGGGGGUCGCCGGGUCAACCAGGGCAAUCUGGUCAACAAGCGUCUAAUCGAAUAUUCAACUAUUGGUCUCGAAACCCUGGUACUGUGCUUUGAUGGGUUCAAUAAUGCCAAAUCACAAAAGCACAACCCCAAUCGGUGGAUCAACGCUGUGUCAUCUUGUAUUGAACAGGGAAACCUGUCCUCAGCUGUCAGACUUGUCUGUUCGCCGGAGGGCCUGGCGGAGAGCUCGCCAGCCACUUUCGAUAAAUUAUGUUCCAUCCACCCAAAAAUUCCGGUGAACAGGCGGGUCUUCCCCGCAUUGACACCAACGGCUGGUUGCGUUUCUCCCGCCGAGGUGCUGAGGGCCGUUAAAUUGUUCAAAAACGGUUCUUCUGGAGGCCUGGAUGGCCUACGACCCCAGCACCUUAAGGAUGUUUUUUCAGGCCCCUUGCCAAUCGACGACACACUGAACUCCUUAACCAAAUUCAUUAAUUUGAUCCUAUCUGGAGCUUGCCCACUCUCCGUCCGCCGUUUGCCCAAAUUGAUGUACUUCCUGUGUACAUCCAAACACAUUGACCCUUCUAAAUUGGGCGAAUUUGACGGAGCCCUGCGCACCGCCCUGUCGUCGAUUUGCAAUGUUCAAGUGGCCGACACGCUAAACGAAUACAUUUGUCGGCUCUUCUCCAAGGCUUCAAUCCAGGUUCUCAAGGAACCAUCCGGCAUUUCUGCGCAUGAUGGUAGGCGCCCGGACGGAUGCACACUAAUACCUUGGAGAGCCGGCAGAUGUUUGGCGUGGGAUGUUACGGUCCCUGGCACCUUCGCCGAACGAUAUGUAAACCUGACAAGUAAAGAAUGUGGUUUGGCCGCGGCCAGGGCAGCGGACGAGAAAAUGAAAAAAUAUGGGAACGCCCUCCCCUCGAUGGAAUUCUUGCCAAUAUGUAUCGAGGUUCUCGGCCCGAUGGACCCCAACACCCUUAAAUUUCUUAAGGCAAUAUGUAAAAUGAUCAGCGUGAGAUCAGGCAACAGCAGGGAACUGUUUUUCGCAACUAACCACAUUUCGUGCUUGUUGCAGCGGUUCCUGCGUGUCUGUGUGCUUGAAAAUAUCCAACUGAAUGCCGACAUGUGCAAUUAA
Helobdella robusta is the source of this 1269-nucleotide messenger RNA. RefSeq lists its product as hypothetical. NCBI's taxonomy places the organism in Eukaryota, Metazoa, Annelida, Clitellata, Rhynchobdellida, Glossiphoniidae. The record is from RefSeq and is a predicted model, not a curated record. The transcript is spliced from 4 exons. Bases 1 to 1269 code for a protein of 422 amino acids.